Lates calcarifer (barramundi perch) is the source of this 1943-nucleotide messenger RNA. Its product is annotated as serine/threonine-protein kinase pim-1. Gene Ontology annotation, cellular component: cytoplasm. The transcript is spliced from 8 exons. Gene Ontology annotation, biological process: regulation of mitotic cell cycle; negative regulation of apoptotic process; protein autophosphorylation. The record is from RefSeq and is a predicted model, not a curated record. The coding region runs from base 238 to 1503 and encodes 421 amino acids. Lineage: Eukaryota; Metazoa; Chordata; Actinopteri; Centropomidae. Gene Ontology annotation, molecular function: protein serine/threonine kinase activity; ATP binding.
AUUUCACAUGUAGAAUUUAUCUUUAAACACUAAUUUGCAUAUUCCAGAACACUUCAGUGUGAUAUAACUAAUAUCAAUAACGAAGAACCGUCACGUAUCAGCACAUUCCGUGUUCCGCUCCGUGUUAAUUUAGAAAUAACUGGGGAAACUCACUCAAAAACACAAGUGUAGGAUUGACAUUCACAGGUAAGUAGUUAGUGAUAGUUUUCAGGUUUAAAACUUGACCUGAGCAUCACCAUGAACAAAGAUACCGUGAAGAAAACUCGCCAUGCUGCGGCCCUUCAGAGAGAUCACAGUAGCAGCAUGAUACAACAAAGUGCAUCGCCUGCAAAGGACAGAAAGACACUGAGACCUAAAAGAGAAGUCAGCCCUGAGCAGAAGACCAGAGGAAAAAGGACAAGGGUCUCUGAGAUGGCUGAACCCUCUAACAGCUCAGAGGAUGGCAGGGUGAGAGCUGUUAAGAGGAAAGUCAUAGAGGACAGAGAGGAUCCAUCAAAGAAGCUGACAAAGAAGAGGAGGGGAUCUGUAGAGAGAAGAAGCAACCCAGUAGAAGGCUGCAGCACAACUGUGGGGGAUGUGACCAACAGAGGUGGGAAGAGGAAGGUCGCUGAAGACGGAGAAGGACCAAGACAAAAGAAGAAGAGGACCCAGGAACCAAAGGAGACCAAGAAAGCCUCAGUAGAGGCCCGACAAGCUCAAUUUCACACCAAAUACAAGGAGCAAAAUCAACUCGGCGAAGGAGGCUGUGGAUCUGUGUUUGCUGGAUACCGCACGUCUGAUAAUUUACCAGUAGCAAUCAAACACAUACCACGAGACAAAGUAUUCUGCAGACAAGUGGACCAAAAUGGGAGGCAGCUCUCCGUGGAGGUGGCUGUCAUGCAAAAACUCACAGCUGGAACAACUGGAUCAGUGGGGGCAUCAGCACCUGUGUCCCUACUGGACUGGUACGACCUGGGCCAGGAGCUGAUCCUGGUGAUGGAAAGACCAGUCCCCUCUGAAGAUCUCCUCAAGUACACUGAGUUCAACGGAGGCACCCUACAGGAGGAGGAGGCUAAGACUAUACUGAAACAACUAGUGGACGCAGCAAAAGAACUACAGGACCAGGGCAUCUUUCAUCGUGACAUCAAGGUAGAGAACAUCCUGAUCGAGAUCGGAUCAAAUUCCCCACGUGUGCGACUCAUUGACUUUGGACUGAGUUGCUUUGCCAAGAAGGGAUCAUUUUUUCGCACAUUUUACGGCACCUCUGCUCACAUCCCUCCGGAGUGGUACAGUCGCUGUACCUACAAGGCCGGCCCCACCACAGUGUGGCAGCUGGGGGUCGUCCUGUUCGAAAUCCUCCACAACAAAGCACCAUUUGAGACCAACAAGUUCCUCGGCAACAAAUUGAAAAUCAACAGAAAACUGUCCAAAGACUGCCAGGAUUUUUUGCGGAUGUGCCUGACCAAAGUCCCUGAGCAGCGCCCCACCCUGGAAGAGCUCCAGCGUCACCCAUGGCUCCGAUAAAGCACACAUCCGUAUGGUGUUUAAUUAAUGUCAAAACCAGUGCACAUGAAAACAUUAAUACAAAAAACUGUAUCCUCAAGUAGAAAAGCAUCCUCACACGCCACAACCCAAACGGUCGAGGCAGACGGCCACCCAUGAGUCCGGGUCUGCUCAAGGUUUCUGCCUGUUAAAGGGAAGUUUUUCCUUGCCACUGUCGCCAAGUGCAUGCUCAUGGGGAACUGUUGGGUCUGUGAUACUGUAAUUUCACUUUUCCACUUGGGGAUACAGGGCACAGGUUUUGACAUUAAUUAAGCACUGGUAGGUAAAUGUAACAUAGUUCUAGAGUUCUAUUUUUUUAAUUAUUAUAUUUUUAUAUUUAUUAUAUUUUUAUAUUUAUAGUUAUAUUUCUAUUCAUAUAUAUUAUUCUUUCAUUCAGCAUUUUAAACCUAAUAAAAAAUGUG